AUGAGAAACGGGAGCCUGUGGAAGGAACCGGGAGGAGACAAGGUGCUGGCCGGCCGUGUUUUGACCGGCGCCUUGCUGUCCGCCCUCAUCCUCUUCACGCUCCUGGGUAACGCGCUGGUGUGCGUGGCCGUGCUGCGCUACCAUAACCUCCGCGCCAAAGUCACCAACUUGUUCAUCGUGUCACUGGCGCUCUCCGACCUGCUGCUCGCCGUGCUGGUCAUGCCAUGGAAAGCGGCGGCCGAGGUGGCGUCCGGCUGGCCGUUCGGCCCCUUCUGCAAAGUCUGGCUGGCGUUCGACAUCAUGUGCUCGACCGCGUCCAUCCUCAACCUGUGCGUCAUCAGCGUGGACCGCUACUGGGCGAUCGCCAGCCCGUUCCGGUACGAGCGCCGCAUGAGCCGCCGCCUGGCACUGCUGGUGGUCGGACUGACCUGGGCGCUCGCCGUGCUCGUCUCCUUCGUGCCCGUGCAGCUUGACUGGCACACGGCCCCGGCCGCCCGCAGCAGCAGCGCCCCGAGACCACCCCCCCGCGGGCAGCGUCCGCCCGCUAACUGUGACUCCAGCCUGAACCGGGCGUACGCCAUCUCGUCGUCGCUCAUCAGCUUCUACAUCCCGGUGGCCAUCAUGCUGGUCACCUACGGCCGCAUCUACCGCAUCGCCCGCGUCCAGAUCCGCCGCAUCGCGGCCCUCGAGAGGGCGGCUCAGCACGCCCGCAGCUGCCGCCAGGAGCAGCACCGCUCGCUGCGCAGCUCCUUCUACAAGGAGACCAAGGUGCUCAAGACGCUGUCGGUCAUCAUGGGCGUCUUCGUCUGCUGCUGGCUGCCUUUCUUCGUCCUCAACUGCCUGGUGCCGUUCUGCGACCGCCGCUCGCCCUCCCCGCCGUGCGUCAGCGAGACCACCUUCGACGUCUUCGUCUGGUUCGGCUGGGCCAACUCGGCCCUCAACCCGGUGGUGUAUGCCUUCAACGCCGAGUUCCGCCAGGCCUUCUCGGGCCUGCUGGGCUGCACGCGCGUGUGCUGCGCGCCAACCGCCGGCCGCGUGCACAGCGCCAACAUCAGCAACGAGCUGGUCUCCUACCACCAGGAGACGGCGCUGCAGCGGGAGGUCGCCUGCGCCGACAUGAUCCCCAACGCGGUGCAGCGGGCGCCCGCGGCCUUCGACAGCAUGUCGCAGAUCUCCGCCGCCGCGGACGAGGACGACGAGGAGGAGGAGCUGGCCAGCGACUCUGCGGCCGAGCUGGGCCUGACCUUCUGCAAAAUCACACCCUUCACCCCGAACGGCGUGCACUGACCGCCGCAAAAUCCACUGGGAUCUAUCUAUCGAUCAGUUUGGAUUGGGAGUCACAGCAGAUUAAGUCCACUCGGAUGUGGGGCCCUUUCCCCACUAAAGGACAGGGCAAAGUCCAUCGAUUGAAGUGACAAGCGGGACUGCCGUCCGUAGGCAGAACAUUGACAAACCAUCAUUAAACCUCCCAAAAUAAAUGUAAACGAGACAGAUGUUUCCGUACUGGGAGAAAGUAGAGUGUAAAUAGCUUUUCACAACCUGUCCCGUUCAGUUGACAAGAUCUUUUGCAAUUGCGGGGAAUUUUUGUGUCAGUUGGCGCCUGGGUAAUUGAUAUCCGGGAAACUGUCUUGCUUUACUCGACCCCCUCAUCAUGAUGGAUCCAAGACUUCCAAAGACUGUCCUCUGGGACAAGUAGCCCAGACUCAGUUUCCUUCUUCCUCAAGAUAAAGAAACCCGAUGAACUCCUUUGAUGGUCAGAUUUCCAGGUCAUGUACAUUUGGGAAUGGUGGCGUGAUCAGAUCUGUUGAAUAUUUUAAUGACUGCAAGAUAGCAAUCAGAUGUAACAAUAUUUUUUCAUGAUUUGACAGCAGUUCGUUAAUUUAUUUUAAUUUAUGUAAAUAAAG
This is a messenger RNA of Rhincodon typus (whale shark), 1904 nucleotides long. It is a transcript of the gene drd5a, whose product is annotated as dopamine receptor D5a. The record is from RefSeq and is a predicted model, not a curated record. NCBI's taxonomy places the organism in Eukaryota, Metazoa, Chordata, Chondrichthyes, Orectolobiformes, Rhincodontidae. Gene Ontology annotation, biological process: adenylate cyclase-activating adrenergic receptor signaling pathway. Bases 1 to 1287 code for a protein of 428 amino acids. The transcript has a single exon. Gene Ontology annotation, cellular component: membrane. Gene Ontology annotation, molecular function: G protein-coupled receptor activity.